This is a messenger RNA of Penicillium griseofulvum, 1578 nucleotides long. RefSeq names its product cytochrome P450. NCBI's taxonomy places the organism in Eukaryota, Fungi, Ascomycota, Eurotiomycetes, Eurotiales, Aspergillaceae. The coding region runs from base 1 to 1578 and encodes 525 amino acids. Gene Ontology annotation, molecular function: iron ion binding; monooxygenase activity; oxidoreductase activity, acting on paired donors, with incorporation or reduction of molecular oxygen. The transcript has 4 exons. The record is from RefSeq and is a predicted model, not a curated record.
AUGAUGGGACGAAUCAACGACACCUUCACCAUUCUGUAUCUCGGCCUCGCCGCCGGGAUAUACUUAAAACCGGAGUAUGCUAUUUUCAAUUCCAGGGUUCUGACGGCCGCUGUGCUUUUCGGGAUCAUCACUAUGUGGAAGAUUAUUUAUCAGCUUGUGUUGUACCCCGACUACUUCACUCCGUUGAAACACAUUGAUUCACCUAUGGAUCGAAGCUGGCUCACUGGCAAUUCUCCAAAUUUCUUGCUUGAGACCCCCUAUCCGCAGUUACGAGAGCGGGUCAAGAAUAGGCCCAAUCAAGAUCUCCUCCGUUACUAUCUUGUCGCAAACCUCGAAAGAGUGAUCUUGACAAGCCCGAAAACAUUGGGUGAAUUACUUGUGACGAAAGUCUACGAUUUUGAAAAGCCCCAAUUGGUUCGGCAGAGCUUGCGGCGUAUUACAGGUGAUGGAAUCCUACUUGCCGAAGGUGAAGAGCAUAAGAUGCAACGCAAGAAUCUCAUGCCAGCCUUUGCCUAUCGCCACAUCAAGAAUCUCUAUCCAGUCUUUUGGUCCAAGAGUGUGGAAAUGGUCAAGAUGAUUGAGGAAGACCUAAAGAGCAGAAAGGCCAAUGGGAAUGGCGACAACACAGUCCAAAUCAGUAAUUGGGCCAGUCGAGCAACCCUAGACAUCAUCGGCGUCGCCGGUAUGGAUCACGACUUCGACUCUCUCAGUGACCCUGACAACGCCCUCAAUCAAUCCUACCGCAAAAUCAUGUCCUCGCCACCACUCAUCAUGAAAAUAUUUUUCCUGAUAUGUAUGCUACUCGGUAACCCAGCAUGGUCCCACGCAUUACCGACAAAACGCAACAAAGAUAUCAAGGAGAGCGGCGAGGUCAUCCGAAACGUCGCACGACAAAUGAUCCGACAGAAAAAGGCAAAGAUGGAAGAUCCCAAAGCUGAAACCGGCAUUGACAUCAUCUCCGUCGCGCUAAGCAGCGGAACCUUUGACGAAGAAAACCUCGUCGACCAGUCUAUGACCUUCCUCGGCGCUGGGCAUGAAACAACCGCCACGGCGUUGCAGUGGGCCGUUUAUGCACUCUGCAAGAAUCCCAACGUCCAGACUCGUCUGCGUGAUGAGAUCCGCGCCAAUCUUCCCUCCCUCGAUGACCCGACUCCAAUCUCUGCAGCCACAGUUGAUAACCUACCCUACCUAAACGCAGUGUGCAAUGAGGUUCUCCGGUUCCAUCCCUCUGUGCCGAUGACCAUACGCAAGGCCGUUCGUGAUACAACUCUUGCUGGGGCGCGUAUUCCCCAGGAUACGACAUUAAUAAUCGCCCCGCAAAUCCUGAACCGGAUGGAAGAGCUGUGGGGACCAGAUGCGGACGAGUUUAAUCCAGACCGCUUUAUGGGCCCUGGGAAAGCUAACACCGGAGGUGCGGGCUUUGCUAAAUCGGAGCUUGCUUGCUUGCUUGCUGCUACUGUCGGUCGGUUUCACAUGGAGCUUAAGUUUCCUGAUGCUAAGUUGGAGAUUCGGGAAGGAGCUACCGUUUCACCCAAAGAUGGGGUACUUGCCUUGCUUACGCCGUUGGAGGGGUGGUAG